Molecule: messenger RNA, 7597 nt
Organism: Pogona vitticeps (central bearded dragon)
Lineage: Eukaryota; Metazoa; Chordata; Lepidosauria; Squamata; Agamidae
Source: RefSeq, a predicted model, not a curated record
GCCCGGAGGGGGGGCGGGGCGGUUAGUGCCGAGUCGGUUCGAGCGCGCGCUGGAGAAAGGGGGUUCUCCGUGCAAGAGCCGAACCCGGUGGGUGCCUGACAAGGAGUGCGCGCGCUCGCUCGCUCGCGCAGGGUGCAGGUGACAGUUGUUGAACAUUUCCCAAAUGAUGGCACAGAGGACAGGACAGGAAGACCCUGAGAGAUACCUCUUUGUGGACAGGGCAGUAAUUUACAAUCCAGCUACCCAGGCUGAUUGGACUGCUAAAAAGUUGGUGUGGAUUCCUUCAGAACGCCAUGGUUUUGAGGCUGCCAGCAUCAAAGAGGAGAGGGGAGAUGAAGUGCUGGUUGAACUGGCUGAGAAUGGAAAGAAAGCAGUUGUCAGCAAAGAUGAUAUUCAGAAGAUGAAUCCGCCCAAAUUUUCCAAAGUGGAAGAUAUGGCAGAAUUAACCUGCUUAAAUGAGGCUUCAGUUCUGCAUAACCUGAAGGAUCGAUACUACUCUGGACUCAUAUAUACAUACUCUGGACUCUUCUGUGUGGUGAUAAAUCCUUACAAGAAUCUCCCAAUUUACUCUGAGAAUAUUAUUGAAAUGUACAGGGGGAAAAAACGUCACGAGAUGCCUCCACACAUUUAUGCAAUAUCUGAAUCGGCAUAUAGAUGCAUGUUGCAAGAUCGUGAGGAUCAAUCAAUUCUUUGCACAGGUGAAUCAGGUGCUGGGAAAACAGAAAACACCAAGAAAGUCAUUCAGUAUCUUGCACAUGUUGCUUCUUCUCAUAAAGGAAGAAAGGAUCACAACAUUCCUCCCGAGUCACCUAAGCCAGUGAAGCACCAGGGUGAACUGGAACGUCAGCUCCUACAAGCCAAUCCUAUUCUGGAAUCAUUUGGGAAUGCAAAGACUGUAAAAAACGAUAAUUCUUCUCGUUUUGGCAAGUUCAUCAGAAUAAAUUUUGAUGUUACUGGCUACAUUGUUGGAGCCAAUAUUGAAACAUACUUGUUAGAAAAGUCACGUGCAGUUCGUCAAGCCAAAGAUGAACGGACUUUUCAUAUCUUCUAUCAGCUUCUAGCAGGAGCAGGUGAACAUUUGAAGGCUGACUUACUCCUUGAAGGAUUUAAUAACUACAGAUUCCUGUCCAAUGGCUACAUACCCAUUCCUGGCCAACAAGAUAAGGAUAACUUCCAGGAGACUAUGGAAGCAAUGCAUAUAAUGGGCUUUUCUCACGAUGAAAUUUUAGCUAUGUUGAAAGUGGUAUCCUCAGUGUUACAGUUUGGUAACAUUUCCUUCAAGAAAGAACGAAAUACUGACCAGGCAUCUAUGCCAGAAAAUACCGUUGCACAGAAACUCUGCCACCUGUUGGGAAUGAAUGUAAUGGAAUUUACUCGAGCAAUACUCACUCCACGUAUUAAAGUUGGCAGGGACUAUGUACAGAAAGCACAAACAAAAGAACAGGCAGACUUUGCAGUGGAGGCAUUGGCAAAGGCUACUUAUGAGCGCCUUUUCCGCUGGCUUGUUCAUCGUAUUAACAAAGCUCUGGAUAGGACCAAACGACAGGGAGCUUCCUUCAUUGGCAUCCUGGAUAUUGCUGGAUUUGAAAUCUUUGAGUUAAACUCCUUUGAACAACUUUGCAUCAACUACACUAAUGAGAAGCUGCAGCAAUUAUUCAAUCAUACCAUGUUUAUUUUGGAGCAAGAAGAAUAUCAAAGAGAGGGUAUAGAGUGGAACUUUAUUGACUUCGGAUUGGAUCUACAACCUUGUAUUGAUUUAAUUGAAAGACCUGCAAAUCCUCCUGGUGUACUGGCUUUGUUGGAUGAAGAAUGUUGGUUCCCUAAAGCGACUGACAAGACUUUUGUGGAAAAGCUGGUCCAAGAACAAGGUACUCAUUCCAAAUUCCAAAAGCCACGGCAGCUGAAGGACAAAGCAGAUUUCUGCAUCAUUCAUUAUGCAGGGAGGGUGGAUUACAAGGCAGAUGAGUGGCUUAUGAAGAAUAUGGACCCUUUAAAUGACAAUGUAGCCACUCUUCUGCACCAGUCAUCUGACAAAUUUGUUGCAGAGCUUUGGAAGGAUGAGAUUCACAUUAUUCAGAGAGCUUCUUUCUAUGACAAUGUUACUGGUCUUCCUGAUGCACCAGUGGACCGUAUUGUGGGUCUAGAUCAAGUCACUGGGAUAACAGAGACUGCAUUUGGCUCGGCCUACAAGACCAAGAAGGGCAUGUUUCGUACAGUGGGGCAGCUAUACAAAGAGUCGCUCACAAAAUUGAUGGCCACACUUCGAAACACUAACCCAAAUUUUGUUCGCUGUAUCAUUCCAAACCAUGAAAAAAGGGCUGGAAAACUGGAUCCACAUUUAGUUCUGGAUCAGCUUCGCUGUAAUGGUGUUCUAGAAGGAAUAAGGAUUUGUCGACAAGGAUUUCCAAACAGAAUAGUAUUCCAGGAAUUUAGGCAGAGGUAUGAGAUUCUGACUCCUAAUGCAAUUCCUAAGGGUUUUAUGGAUGGGAAGCAAGCAUGUGAAAGGAUGAUCAGAGCAUUGGAGCUUGAUCCCAACUUGUACAGGAUUGGACAGAGCAAGAUUUUUUUCCGAGCUGGUGUAUUGGCACAUCUAGAGGAGGAAAGGGAUCUGAAGAUAACAGACAUCAUUAUCUUCUUCCAGGCAGUCUGUAGGGGGUACCUUGCCAGAAAGGCCUUUGCUAAGAAGCAGCAGCAGUUGAGUGCACUGAAAGUUCUGCAGAGAAAUUGUGCUGCUUAUCUGAAAUUAAGGCACUGGCAGUGGUGGAGAGUGUUCACAAAGGUGAAGCCUCUCCUUCAGGUUACUCGUCAGGAGGAAGAACUUCAGGCUAAGGAUGAGGAGCUGCUAAAGGUGAAGGAGAAGCAGAUAAAGGUGGAAGCAGAACUUGAAGAGAUGGAAAGAAAGCAUCAGCAGCUGUUAGAAGAGAAAAACAUUCUUGCAGAGCAGUUGCAAGCAGAAACAGAACUUUUUGCAGAAGCUGAGGAGAUGAGAGCUCGCCUGGCUGCCAAGAAGCAAGAGUUAGAAGAAAUUCUUCAUGAUUUAGAGUCCAGAGUAGAGGAGGAGGAAGAAAGGAACCAAGUCCUACAAAAUGAAAAGAAAAAAAUGCAGGCUCACAUACAGGACCUAGAGGAGCAGCUUGAUGAGGAAGAAGGGGCUCGGCAGAAGCUACAACUUGAAAAAGUCACAGCAGAAGCCAAAAUAAAGAAGAUGGAAGAAGAGAUUUUAUUGUUAGAGGACCAGAAUUCUAAAUUUCUUAAGGAGAAGAAAUUAUUGGAGGAUAGAAUUGCAGAAUGUACUUCACAACUGGCUGAAGAAGAAGAAAAGGCCAAAAACUUAGCUAAACUCAAGAACAAGCAGGAAAUGAUGAUCACAGAUCUGGAAGAACGCUUGAAAAAAGAAGAAAAAACUCGUCAAGAGUUGGAAAAAGCCAAAAGGAAACUUGAUGGUGAAACCACUGAUCUGCAGGAUCAAAUUGCAGAGCUUCAAGCCCAGAUUGAAGAAUUAAAAAUCCAGCUUGCCAAAAAGGAGGAAGAGUUGCAAGCUGCCCUUGCCAGAGGGGAUGAGGAAACUGUGCAAAAGAAUAAUGCUCUAAAACUAAUACGAGAACUACAAGCUCAAAUUGCAGAGCUACAAGAGGACCUUGAAUCAGAAAAAGCAUCACGCAACAAGGCAGAAAAGCAGAAGAGAGACCUGAGUGAGGAGCUAGAGGCAUUGAAGACAGAGCUGGAAGAUACCUUGGAUACCACUGCAGCUCAGCAGGAACUCAGAACAAAGCGUGAGCAGGAGGUUGCUGAGCUGAAAAAAGCACUUGAAGAAGAAACAAAGAAUCAUGAAGCUCAGAUUCAGGAGAUCAGGCAGAGGCAUGCAACUGCCUUGGAAGAGCUCUCAGAACAACUUGAACAGGCCAAAAGAUUCAAAGCAAAUCUUGAAAAGAACAAGCAGUGUUUGGAAACGGAUAACAAAGAGCUGGCCUGUGAGGUGAAGGUGUUGCAGCAGGUUAGAUCUGAGUCAGAACACAAGAGGAAGAAGCUUGAUGCUCAGGUGCAGGAACUACAGGCCAAGGUUGUAGAAGGAGACAGAUUGAGAACAGAACUGGCAGAAAAAGCCAACAAACUACAGAAUGAGCUGGACAAUGUCUCAAGUCUCCUGGAAGAAGCAGAGAAAAAAGGCAUAAAAUUUGCCAAAGAUGCUGCCAGUUUGGAGUCUCAGCUACAAGAUACACAGGAGCUGUUGCAGGAAGAGACCCGCCAGAAACUGAACUUGAGUAGCAGGAUUCGGCAGUUGGAGGAAGAAAAGAACAAUCUCCAAGAGCAGCAGGAAGAAGAGGAAGAGGCCAGAAAGAAUUUGGAGAAACAUAUGAUAACUCUUCAGUCUCAGCUGGCUGAUGCCAAAAAGAAAAUUGAUGAUGACUUGGGGACAAUUGAAGGGUUGGAGGAGAGUAAGAAGAAAUUAUUGAAAGACAUGGAAAUUCUGAACCAGCGUCUUGAAGAAAAGGCAAUGGCUUAUGAUAAACUUGAGAAGACCAAGAACCGACUUCAGCAAGAGCUGGAUGAUUUAAUGGUGGACCUUGAUCAUCAGCGCCAGAUUGUUUCCAACUUAGAGAAGAAGCAGAAGAAAUUUGAUCAGAUGCUGGCAGAAGAGAAGAAUAUAUCUGCUCGUUAUGCAGAGGAAAGAGACCGUGCAGAGGCUGAGGCACGGGAAAAGGAGACCAAAGCACUCUCCCUGGCACGAGCCUUGGAAGAAGCUUUGGAGGCCAAGGAAGAAUUUGAGAGGCAGAACAAGCAGCUCCGGACAGACAUGGAGGACCUGAUGAGUUCAAAAGAUGAUGUUGGGAAAAAUGUUCAUGAGCUGGAAAAAUCCAAGCGCACAUUGGAGCAGCAAGUCGAGGAGAUGCGAACACAGUUAGAAGAACUAGAAGAUGAGCUGCAAGCCACAGAAGAUGCCAAAUUACGCCUAGAAGUAAAUAUGCAAGCCAUGAAAGCACAGUUUGAGAGAGAUCUGCAGGCCAAGGAGGAACAGAAUGAAGAGAAGAAGAGGCUUUUGGUAAAACAGGUUCGGGAGCUAGAAGCUGAAUUGGAAGACGAGAGGAAGCAGCGGGCUUUGGCUGUGGCAUCCAAGAAGAAAAUGGAGGCAGAUCUGAAAGAUCUGGAAGCUCAGAUUGAAGCUGCAAACAAGGCUCGCGAUGAGGCAAUCAAGCAGUUGCGCAAGCUGCAGGCUCAGAUGAAAGAUUAUCAGCGUGAACUAGAAGAGGCCCGGGCAUCUAGAGAUGAAAUUUUUGCUCAGUCAAAAGAAAAUGAAAAGAAGCUCAAAAGUUUAGAAGCAGAAAUUCUUCAACUGCAAGAGGAGCUUGCUGCCUCUGAAAGAGCAAGACGUCACGCAGAACAGGAGCGGGAUGAGCUGGCUGAUGAAAUUGCCAACAGUGCCUCUGGAAAAUCUGCCUUGCUUGACGAGAAACGCCGCCUGGAAGCCCGCAUUGCACAGCUGGAGGAGGAACUUGAGGAAGAGCAGAGCAACAUGGAGCUCCUCAAUGACCGUUUUCGCAAAACCACUUUGCAGGUUGACACGCUGAACUCUGAGCUGGCUGCAGAGCGAAGUGCUGCCCAGAAGAGUGAGAAUGCACGCCAGCAGCUAGAGCGGCACAACAAAGAGUUGAAAGCCAAGCUGCAAGAACUGGAAGGUUCAGUAAAAUCCAAGUUCAAGGCAACUAUUUCGGCACUGGAGGCCAAGAUUGGACAGCUGGAAGAACAGCUGGAACAGGAGGCAAAAGAGAGAGCAGCAGCCAAUAAGCUGGUACGCCGCACAGAGAAGAAGCUCAAGGAAGUAUUCAUGCAGGUGGAAGAUGAACGCCGACAUGCAGACCAAUACAAGGAACAGAUGGAGAAGGCCAAUGCUAGAAUGAAACAGCUGAAACGCCAACUGGAAGAGGCAGAGGAGGAAGCCACACGUGCUAAUGCCUCACGCCGUAAGCUCCAGCGUGAACUGGAUGAUGCCACUGAAGCCAAUGAGGGCCUUAGCAGGGAGGUCAGCACUCUGAAAAACAGGUUAAGGAGGGGAGGGCCAAUCACCUUCUCAUCCAGCCGAUCUGGAAGGCGCCAACUGCACAUUGAAGGAGCUUCCCUGGAGCUUUCAGAUGACGACGCAGAGAGUAAAGGCAGUGAUAUCGCCGAGCCUCAGGUUGUGCAGACAGAGUAGAGAGUGCACCAUCAUGUUGUAUAGCUGGCCUUUCCUUAUAUGCAUUUGGAAGGGAGGAUGAUAACCUUAUUGGCCACCAAAUUGCCUUGUGGCUGCAGACUUGCCUUUGGCAAAAUGGGCACAGUACUAAGUCAUACGUUGCAGGUCAGCUUCAGAAUAUUGCUGACUGGCUUUGCCAUGUUGUACCCGGUAUGGGAAAUAGGUACCACUGCUUCUUACAUAUAUUAAAAUGUCUCUGUUCAGUGCUUUUUGUUUUGAGGUAUCCAUUGUAAAUCAACUUUCUAAGACCUUGGGUGACAGGAGGGUGCUUCUUCCCCCCCCCUUCUAAUAUGCUGUGCUGGACAGACGUUCCUGGCAGCUGGCUCUGACUUUUUUCUAUGCAUGCUUACUUGUACAGCCAUGGCACUCCAUUUCUUUUUUCGCCUUGUUCCUGCUCCUUUGCAGGGCCUGGCUGCUCCCUUUUCCUAUCAUUCUGUGACCGACUUUAAAUCAGCUCACUGACUGUGAAAAUGCCCUGGGGGCUUCUGGGGUAAAACCUGUGGAUUAGAGGAGCAAAACUACUAGUAUCAUACCAGCCAAUUUUUGAUGAUACUUAUUGAACCCUUCGCAUCCUAUCCCACCCUCAGACAAUCCUCUGUUCUUCUGCUCCUUGACUUGGUGAUUACUAAGUCCUGACAGAGAGGCCAAUUAGGCUUCUAACUACUUUCUACCUGCUCACAAUGCUCAGUGGAAACUGGAUAGCCUCAGCAUGGAAAUUAGAUUACCCUCUCCUCUUGCACCAGCAUUGACUUUUUUUCUUUCUGAAUUACUGGGGACGGGAGUGUUAACAUUCGAGAGCUGAAACUCUUGCCUGCUAUCUUGGUGUCCAUCUGUGUAUCUGUCAGAGGGUAGCACGUUCAUACUGCCUGUAAAAUGAACACACCAAUGGAGUUACCCUCUCCCUCUUUUCAGCUUCAUUUGGACAGUGUUAAUUGCAUCUAGCUAGUAUCUUGUUUUCGUAGCUAGGAACUGACAUUUACAGAAAGUGCCUUAGACACUACAGUACUAAGACAAUGUUACAUAUAUUUGCCUAUAACAAUGAUUUAAUGUAAUAAUUUUUGUUUUUCAUAUCAUGUUACACCUCUUCUAGUCCAAGUGGUAUUAUUGGUAUUCAGUGAUAAGGAUGAAUCAGUGUUAAGUAUGAAAUCUUGAUCUCUUGCAACAUGCUUGAAAAAGUAUUUUUUUCCCCUUUGGUUAAAAGCUUUAACAUAUGUUACAAAGCUUUUGUUUUUGUGCAUUUGGGUAUUUCUUAAUCAUAACUGGCUGUUGACCACCAGGCAUCAGACUGCAAAUACCUUUUUUCCUUGUACCCGUAUUUCUAGACAAUGAUUUUUGUAAGACAAUAAAUUUAUUCAUUCUAGAGACUCA